Molecule: messenger RNA, 360 nt
Organism: Cajanus cajan (pigeon pea)
Lineage: Eukaryota; Viridiplantae; Streptophyta; Magnoliopsida; Fabales; Fabaceae
Source: RefSeq, a predicted model, not a curated record
AUGUUGAAUUUUGAUGAGAAAAGGAAAUUGGAGCUACAUGCUCUUGAUGAAUUGAGGCUACAAGCCUAUGAAUCAUCCAAGCUAUACAAGGAGAAAGUCAAGAGUUAUCAUGACAAGAAGAUCCUCAAGAAGGAGUUCAAGGCAGGCCAAUCUAUAGUACUGUUUAAUUCCAGGCUCAAACUCUUCCCUGAGAAAUUAAGAUCUAAGUGGUCUGACCCCUUUACAGUCAAGGAGGUGAAACCCUAUGGUGCCAUUGAAAUUGAAGAUCCUGAGGCACAAAGAAGUUGGGUUGUGAAUAGGCAGCGGUUGAAACCCUACUUGGGUGGAGAGGUCGAAAGACUCUGCUGUAUCCUUUCUUGA